Messenger RNA from Hemiscyllium ocellatum (epaulette shark), 4929 nucleotides. RefSeq names its product metastasis-associated protein MTA1-like. Gene Ontology annotation, biological process: double-strand break repair; negative regulation of transcription by RNA polymerase II; response to ionizing radiation. The coding region runs from base 278 to 2449 and encodes 723 amino acids. Gene Ontology annotation, cellular component: nucleoplasm; NuRD complex. The transcript is spliced from 20 exons. NCBI's taxonomy places the organism in Eukaryota, Metazoa, Chordata, Chondrichthyes, Orectolobiformes, Hemiscylliidae. The record is from RefSeq and is a predicted model, not a curated record. Gene Ontology annotation, molecular function: transcription corepressor activity; histone deacetylase binding; transcription coactivator activity.
GGAGAGAGACAGAGAGAGAGAGAGAGUGAGGAAGAAAAACAAAAAAAAAGGACAGAAACAGAGAGAGAGAGAGAAGGAGAAAGGCAGCGGAGAGAGAGAGAGAGAAAAGGAGAGAGAUAGAGGGAGUGAGAGAGAGAGAGAGAGAGAGAGUGUGUGAGAGACGGAGAGGAGGGUCGGCGGGCACCGAGCUCCGAGCCCGGUCUCCCAUCAGCGGAGUAUCCCCGAGCCCGAGCCCCGGGCGGCGGUAGAGCACGGUCCGGCCUCCCCGGGCCCCGCCAUGGCCGCCAACAUGUACCGGGUCGGAGAUUAUGUCUUUUUUGAGAACUCUUCAAGCAAUCCAUUCUUGAUCAGAAGAAUAGAGGAAUUGAACAAGACCGUCAAUGGCAAUGUGGAAGCAAAGUGUGUUUGUUUCUAUCGGAGACGAGACAUUUCAAGCAGUCUUAUUGCCCUCGCUGAUAAACAUGCAAGGGAAGUGGAAGAGGAGAUGGAGAACACAGAACUACAGGAGCUAUCGGAGAAUGAGCGACACCAGCUGAAGCACCGUGAACUCUUCCUGUCAAGGCAGCUAGAAUCUUUACCCGCGACCCACAUCAGGGGUAAGUGCAGUGUUACACUGCUAAACGAAACAGAGUUACUUCUAUCCUACCUGGAACGUGAGGACACUUUUUUUUAUUCACUCGUCUAUGAUCCACAGCUGAAGACCCUUUUGGCAGAUAAGGGAGAAAUCCGUGUUGGGCCCCAAUACCAGGCAGACAUUACAGACCUACUGAAAGAAGGAGAGGAGGAUGGAAGAGAUCAGUCCAAAAUGGAAGCCAAAAUCUGGGAUGGUGACACCCCAUUGACAGACAAACAGAUUGACCAGUUCUUAGUAGUUGCUCGGUCUGUAGGUACAUUUGCCCGUGCUUUAGACUGCAGUAGUUCAGUGAGACAGCCUAGUUUGCACAUGAGUGCAGCUGCUGCCUCCAGGGAUAUCACUCAGUUUCAUGCCAUGGACACCUUGUACAAAAGCACCUAUGAAGUUUCGCAGGCCAUCUCUGCGUUAGUCCCACAGGGUGGGCCAGUGCUUUGUCGAGACGAAAUGGAAGAGUGGUCUGCUUCAGAGGCUAACUUAUUUGAAGAAGCACUGGAGAAGUAUGGGAAGGAUUUUGAUGACAUCCAGCAAGACUUUUUGCCCUGGAAGUCAUUAACCAGCAUCGUAGAGUACUACUACAUGUGGAAAACCACUGACCGAUAUGUGCAACAGAAACGAUUGAAAGCAGCUGAAGCAGAAAGCAAACUGAAGCAAGUGUACAUUCCUAACUAUAAUAAGCCAAAUCCAAACCAGAUCAAUGGAAGCAGCUCAAAGACUGGAACAAUGAAUGGAGGGAGUGCGCUGGCACCUAACGGAGCAGUGGCAGUGCCAGGACCGGGUCGAGCUUGCGAGAGCUGUUACACCAAUCAAUCCUAUCAGUGGUACUCGUGGGGCCCACCCACCAUGCAGUGCCGACUCUGCGCAGCCUGUUGGGCCUACUGGAAGAAAUACGGUGGACUGAAGAUGCCAACCCGACUAGAUGGUGAAAGGCCGGGACCAAACCGGAAUAAUCUGAAUGCCCAGGGUCUGCCGGUUCGGAACAGCAGCAGUCCCAAGUUCGCCCUGAAGACAAGGCAGGCCUUUUAUCUGCAUACAAACAAACUGACAAGAAUGGCCAGGCGUCUAUGUCAAGACAUUUUGCAACAGGCAGCGCGGCACCCCCAUGUGCCAAUUAACAUCACAGCCAUCAAGGCAGAGUGUAAGUACCAAGAUACACUGCGGUUACCUGCAGUACCAAUACAGAUCACAGGAUUGAAACGAGCAGCUAGGAAACCCUUGGAAACAAUUGUGGAAUACCUCGAGGCCCAUCCGUGCCCGAAGCAAGACCGUCCCAACGUCAGUUUGCACAUCAGCAACGUGACACCUGCUAAGCUGAUGCCUAUUUUAAAUCACAGCUCUCCAACCAUCCUGGGCAAGCGGAGCUAUGAGCAACACAAUGGCAUUGAUGGCAGCACAAAGAAACGUCUUCUGAUGCCUUGUAGGGGGCCUGGACCCAGCCCUUCGAAGAUUCCAUCACGGUUUCGGAAGCUGCGGCCUGCUACUCCAUCUCCACAAUGCGUUGUCCUAGACACUGGAUCUCCUGCUCACGCUUCUGAAGCAUGGCCGAGAUCAGUUUCAGCCUGGUCUGGGUCUCUUCCAUCGCUGAAUCAAUCUUCUCUUGGAGUUUUACAAACUCCGAGACCAGGCUCUGCUGCACAGGUAUGUCGAACCAUACCCCAGGGAGACAGCUGGAAGAUCCGCAAGUUGCUUACUUCCUUUGAGAGGAGACGUAGCGGGAGGAGGCCCCAGGCUCAAAUUGCCAUUGAACAGUGCCAACCAGACCCAGCAAAAGGACCAAGGCCUCCCCUCAGUGAUGAGCCCAUUGUGAUUGAAGAUUAAUGGAGAAAGUCAACAUUGUUCAUCUGCCUGUAUUUCACCCUGACAAUGUUGGUUUCGCCCAGAGGAAAGGAACUGUAUUUGUUUUCUUUUUAAAAAAUAUUUAAAACAAUCUUUAUCUUUGUAACAGUGCUCUCAUCUGAAACUGAGACAUCAGGUUGGUUAUCUGCCCUUCCCAUCAUUUGUUUUCUGUCAUUGGACCUACCGAAGGAAACAUUUACAUUGAUGUAAAAUUCACAACCUCCGGACAUCAGAAAGUGUUUUACAGCCAAUGAUGUAAUUCUUGAAGUGUAGUCACUGCUGUGUGUAUGGAAGUGUGGCAAUCAAAUUGAGGUCAGAUCCCACAAAACAAACUGAAAUGAAUAGCCAGAUAAUCAGUUUUAUGAUGUUUGUUGAGAGAUGAAUGUUGGCCAGUCUGGAACAAAUUCCCAGUACCUUUUCACCAGCUCUAAAGUCAAUUUAAAUUAUUAAGGUACAAGAGAGAAAAGAACAUUUUCAGAUUUGGUUUGGUGAAGAUCAGAAUUUGGGUCCAGUUGGAGAUCUGACGGUUCUGUGGUGAGCCCUUUGAAUCCACCACACUGUGUGAAUUAAUCUUCAUUAUGAAGUUUUAGAUUCUUGAAAAUGUUAGCUGGUCAAAGCUUUCUGCUUCAUUCAAAAGGGGAAGCCAAGGAUUUAUUUCCUCCUUUCCUCCCCACUGAUGAUGCCUCAGUUAUAGGAUGCACUAACCAAAGUCACCUACUCCGUGCCCAUACCCCUCCACCACAUCACAAUCGAGGUGCAAUGAAGGAUCCUACCUGAAACAAUAGUGCUGUUUCCUGUUCCACACAGUGACUAACUUGGCUGUUUACAACAUUAGUGGUGGGGAGUUGGUAUUUAGAACUCCUACCCUGUCCCCUUCUUCAGAAAGUGCUAAUCUCUUCAAGGUAUACAGUUCUGCAGAAGCCAGUACCUCUUGAGUAUCUCACACAAAUCGCAUGUGUGUUUGGUUAAUGAAUGGUAGCUGACUGUCUGACCAUGGGAUGAAUAAUGGCUGAACCUGAUCCCAUCUUGACUGACAGUACUUUCACUUUUUCAUAGGAUAGUGGUCAAUAAUAGGAAGACAGGUUGGUAAUUUUCCACAUCACAGUCUGGGACUUAGUCAGUAGCAGUCCUCUGAGAUUAAAGCACACCUAGGAAUUUAACCCUCUGCUAAAAAAAAUCCUUUUCCCCCAAGAUAUUUGUUGAGUUAAUGAUAGUACAGAGAAAUAGAGGCAGAUGGAGUUUUAACAAAAAGAAAUUGUCAUUUCUGUUCUCUUUCACAUGGCCAAAUUUAGUUCUCUUCUAUCUAUCUGUUUCUUCUCUGUUCACCUGCCAGCAUUUCUUAGAUGUUCUCGAUGACUGUUCCAAGAUCAGGUCCAGUGGAACUUCAGUGUGAGUCAAACUGGGAGAAGGGACAUAGGAUAAGUCUAUUGUGCGUUGCUUUCUCACUCUGUUCAAUAAGUUCUGCAUAUACUAACCUACCUUCCUCGUUGGCUAAAUUUAAUUUCUCUCUUCCCUUCUCAGUGAGUUUAUGACCUCGUUUGUUCUUUUAAAUCCUAAACCUCAUCCCUAAUCUUUUCCUGGAUCAGAGGGUGAUUAUGAACUUAAGCGUGGGGAGGGCAUGUAAUUAGGCAGGACAGGAGUGUACCUGAGUGCUCCACCUUCUUGAUUCCAUCAGAAUUAACUCCUGGGUAAGAAGACCCUGGGUCAAUCUUGUGUCCUGCUGCUAAUUGAGCAGAUCCUAAGUGACCAGUUAAUGAUUACUGAAGGCCCUCAUCUGCAAUCACUGGGAUUAACCCAACUGCGGCUGGGCCUCCUACCAGGUAGUACGUACAACCAGCUACAACUUUGCGGCCAACUUGUCCCCUGGUGGGAGACGGGGUCUCUCCUUAAUCAAAUGCACUCAGUGCCUGAUCAAGGAAUUGGACAUUAUGAAGAUGGGUCCCAGUGACAUCCCUCCCCUGUCUGCUGUUGAACUCUCUCUGCCCUUUUCCAAAAUCCUCUUUCCCCAACCCCUCUUUGUCCUUGACUGCUUGCGAUCCUGGGGCUCUGGAACCUGCCUUUCCUGCAGCAGUCACAGCCUCCCCAAUAGUGCAGCUGGCCUACAGCUUUCAGUAAGUGAAACUUCCAUCCCUGGGGACUUGGUUCCCAGAGAAAAAACCACCACUGGACUCCCCACUGGCUGACUGACUUGUGGUUGAGAGGGCCACUUUAAAAAGAAGCAGUGCUCUCACACCAGCUAUCCAGCCAUGGCAGGAUACCCACUUCAUCAACAAGAUUCUCUGCUCUCUAUCUCUAACGACAUGGUUGCUUGUAAAAAGAUCCUGAAAAUUUGACAGAGCUCAUUAGCACAACAUAAUAACUCCCAACCAACCAAGUGUCUUUAUACUUUGAGGAUGGAGUUUUUUUUAAUGUUUUUUUUAAAGAAGGUUUUUGUUUGAACGCAACAAAGUAACUGCAUAACU